AUGUCGCCUCUGCUGCUCAGUCCACGGUCCCUGCAUCUCCAGUACCCGUCAGCGUGCCUGCGGAGUAUCACCAUACGCGCCUCACACGGUGCUCUCAUAACAUGCGGCCCCGGGCCCAAGCAGUCCCCGAAAAGCAGCCCUAAAUCGCGCUCCCCUAAAAGCCCCUCCGCAGUCCGCAACGGACGGGCGUUUCAAGCUCCGACGUUCCUUCUCUCCUCGUCCUCCUCCCUUCUUCAUGCCUACCCCUCCUCUCCUCGCAACCUCGACACCAAACCGCUUCUUUCUGGCGCCGCCACCGCCGUCGUGAUUGGCGGCAACAGCGGAUACGGCGGCACAGGCGGCACGGGGAAACCCGCUCUGGGCUUCAAGGUUAGCGAAUUCACCGGCUCGCAUCUUGCGGAGAGUCUUCCCCGCGUUCUCCGCGGAUCCGCCGCCGUGGCCGCUUCCUCCCCUGCGCGCAACGACGUCGUUGCGGCUGUGGGCGGAAGCCAUGGACGAGGAUCGCAGCGGUGCGCGGAGCGGCGGCGCAGCGGCGCUUCCGCCGGUGCGAGUUUAGGCGCGCGCGGUGGAGUGCGCAAGGCUGCGCGAAGGGGGAGCAGGAUCUGCGCAACGCAGGCGGAAGAGGCGCAGGGGAAGGGGGCGGGAAGGGGGUUCAAUGCGCGCGUGCUGGUGGACGCGGGUGCGCUCGACGAGACGAGAUUCCGCGCAUUGCGCAAGAGGCGGAUCGUAUUCGGGCACGAUGACUGGAAGAGGCACGCGUCAUCCUUCCGCCACAACCGCCACUUCCGCAACAUCCUCCGCUCCAACGUCGUCGGUGCCGUCGUGCCGCCAGCGCUCACCGUCGCCGCCGUCGCCGCCGCCGUUACCGCGUGGAACACGCUGCUCGCGGGAACCCCGGCGGAACUAGCGCCGCUGGGAACGGUGGCGGCGACGGUGGCGGCGGGGGCGGCGGCGGCUGGGGCGGGAGGCGCGGAGGGCGCGGCGGGGGCGGGGGAGCUCCUCCCGCUGCUGCACAUGAACCUGCUGCCGUUCAGCCUUACGGUUCCCGCGCUGUCGUUCCUGCUUGUGUUCCGCACUAACUCGUGCUACGGGCGCUUCGACGAGGCGCGCAAGAUGUGGGGGUUGUUGCUCAACCGCACCCGAGACAUCUCCCGUCAGGCGCUUUGCUACAUGGGCCGCGACACACCCCUGCCUCUCCCUCCUCCCUCCGCCCUCUCUGCUUCUGCCAACGCUGCUGCUGCUGCCGGGAAUGGUGCUCCGGGUGGUGCUAGUGGUACUGUCAAGGUCAGGGGGUUGGUUACCGUUAAUGGUGGGGCUACAGCUAAUGGCAGUGUUGCCACUAAUGGCAGUGUUGCCACUAAUGGUAGUGUUGCCACUAAUGGCAGUGUUGCCACUAAUGGUAGUGUUGCCACUAAUGGCAGUGUUGCUGUUCAUGGCAGUGCUGCAGCUAAUGGCACUCGUACCAAAAAUGGCAAUGGCAGUAAUGUUCGGUCAAUUGUGGCAGCAGCUGGUCGGGCCAAUGGCAAACCAGUGGGGCUAGUAAAUGGGCAGGUAAACGGACGGGUAAACGGGCAGGUGAACGGGCAUAUUAACGGGCAUAUCAACGGGCAGGUGAACGGGCAUAUCAACGGGCAGGUGAAUGGGCAUAUCAACGGGCAGGUGAACGGGCAUGUGAACAGGCAGGUGAGCGGGCAGGUGAACGGGAAGGUGAAUGGGAAGGUGAAUGGGAAGGUGAACGGACAGGUGAACGGGCAUAUUAAUGGAAUGGUGAACGCAGCAAGGCAUGGGCUUACUGUGGGAGGGACGAAGGCGAAAGCACAGGAGACAGGGACAGCAGCAGCAGCAGCAGCAGCAGGGGCGGCAGCAGGGUCGGCAGCAGGGGGUACAACAGGGUUGGCGGCACGGGCGCGCGAUGAGAGGAGAAGGGAGCGGUUCCUGCGGCACGUGCAAGCAUUCCCUCUGGUGUGCAAGCACCACUUCGUGGCUGAAGGCAGCCUUGAGACGGACCUGCUGGAGCACACGACGCUGAGGGCAAGGGAGGUGGAGGGGGUGCUGGGAGCGGUGCAUCGCCCCAACUACGUGCUGCAAGUGCUGGGCGAGUGCAUGCGCUCCUGCGCCUCCCUGCACCCCAUGCACCGCCUUGCCAUGGAGGCCAACCUGGCCACGUUCGCGGACGACGUGGGGGGCUGUGAGCGCAUAUUCAAGACGCCCAUCCCCAUCUCCUACACCACCAUGACCUCGCGCUUCCUCUUCCUCUUCCACCUCCUCCUCCCUCUCGGCCUCUGGGACUCGUGCGGCCUGCUCACGCUGCCCGUGGCGCUGCUGUCCGCGCUCGUGUUCUUCUCCGUGGAUGAAGUUGGGAUUCUGAUCGAGAAUCCGUUUCUCAUUCUCGCGCUCGACGCUAUUGCCAAGUCCGCUCGUGAUAACGUGGAGGAGAUGAAGGAGUCUCAGGCGCGCAUUGCAGCACUCGUGGUGGGCAACGAUGAGGAGAUGCGGAGGGAGUACCAGCUGGGGGUGCCACAUGCUGUGCCUCUGGCCGACUUGCUACACAGGCCCACACACAGCAUGCAGCAGCACCAACAGCAGCAGAAGCAGGAGGAGGAGAGGAUGGAGAAGAGUAGGCUGAUGGGAAAGCGGACAAGAGGAGUGGAAAGGGUGUAUGCAGGAGGUAAAGGAAAGGCUCUUGUAGGGGGAGUGAAGGGCUUCUAUAGUGACUGGAACCAGGAAUGA
Closterium sp. Naga37s-1 is the source of this 2730-nucleotide messenger RNA. The record is from the annotation of a GenBank genome assembly. NCBI's taxonomy places the organism in Eukaryota, Viridiplantae, Streptophyta, Zygnematophyceae, Desmidiales, Closteriaceae.